AUGAUCGACAAGGCACCCAGAUCGUCCUGGCAAAACAUCGUCGACAGAGCUAUUGAGAUAGUUCAUAUCAUCAGCGAUCACAAUGUUCUCAACGACGACGUCCGGCCCGACAACUUUAUGAUUGUUCCCAACAAUGGUACUUAUGAAGUCUUCAUGAUAGUUUUCGGUCUGUGUAGGGUUCGCCGCCCUGGCGAAUCUGAUGCAGAAUGGGGGCUGGAGAAGUGGGAGGCAAACGAAGAACGGUCUUUGGGAUCUGUCAUACAAAAGAUGUUGAGUAAGGUUAGGUUCGAGCUUCGCUAUGAGUUCUCAGAGAGGCAUAUCGAAUGGGCUGAAGGGGAAGACGAGUAG
Molecule: messenger RNA, 348 nt
Organism: Fusarium venenatum
Lineage: Eukaryota; Fungi; Ascomycota; Sordariomycetes; Hypocreales; Nectriaceae
Biological process (GO): protein phosphorylation
Molecular function (GO): protein kinase activity; ATP binding
Source: RefSeq, a predicted model, not a curated record